Anoplophora glabripennis (Asian longhorned beetle) is the source of this 2021-nucleotide messenger RNA. Its product is annotated as forkhead box protein F1-like. The record is from RefSeq and is a predicted model, not a curated record. The coding region runs from base 210 to 1307 and encodes 365 amino acids. Gene Ontology annotation, molecular function: DNA-binding transcription factor activity, RNA polymerase II-specific; RNA polymerase II cis-regulatory region sequence-specific DNA binding. The transcript has 2 exons. Gene Ontology annotation, biological process: regulation of transcription by RNA polymerase II; animal organ morphogenesis. Gene Ontology annotation, cellular component: nucleus. NCBI's taxonomy places the organism in Eukaryota, Metazoa, Arthropoda, Insecta, Coleoptera, Cerambycidae.
CGAGUCCGCACUGAGCGCAUCCAGUAUCAUUCAAAUUUACUGCUUCGACAUUUGUAUAUAAAACUAGUAAAUUGUGUACGAUUUCGUCGCGUGUUUGUAUAUAAACUGUGUAUACAAUAUUUGUGUAUACAACUCGUUACGAGUAUCAAAUGUUUGUAAUAUAAAGACGGAGAUUAAAUUGUUUAGUUUACUGAGUAAAUGUUUAAAGUAUGAUGAAGGAGCAACAGUUGUCUGAAGUUAGCGCGUCCACCCAGCUGACUCCGGUCGUGCACCAGAACAUCAACAUCCAGCAGCACCUCCACCAGCUUCACCUGCACCAGAACCACACCAGCGUCAUCUUACCCAACGAGCAACCCCAGGCGGCGUCGCAGCAUGUGUCGCCGGAGAGCACGGCUCAGGACCCGGACAGCAAACCGUCUAGUUCCGACAAGAAGUCCGGCAUCCGACGACAGGAGAAACCACCCUAUUCCUACAUCGCGCUGAUCGUUAUGGCCAUCCAGCACUCUCCCACGAAGAGGUUGACGCUUAGUGAGAUAUACACGUUCCUGCAGCAGAGAUUUCCGUUCUUCCGCGGGUCGUAUCAGGGGUGGAAAAACUCGGUGCGGCACAAUCUGUCAUUGAACGAAUGUUUCAUAAAGCUGCCGAAAGGAUUAGGCCGUCCCGGCAAAGGGCAUUACUGGACCAUCGACCCCGCCAGUGAAUUCAUGUUUGAGGAAGGAUCGUUCAGGAGGAGGCCGAGAGGUUUCCGAAGGAAAUGUCAAGCCAUGAAGCCUCAGUAUCACCCAGGUACGUUUUUUGCUAACAACAUGGCGGGGAUGGUGAACCAAACCACGAGUUACGACCACCAGGCCCUCAUGCAACCCCAGGAGUACUCGACUUGCUCCUACAAUACUUCCUCGCCUCAAGUAACGCCCGUGUCUGCCUCGCACUAUUCAAAUUAUGAUUACCCGGCAGUCUACCAGCAACAGUGUGACAGGGAUUGGAGCUCGUCGUCGGCGCUGUUACCAUCUUACCCUGACAGUGCAAUUUCCAGCAGUUACUUGAAGGCACCGCUGAGUCCGAUGCCCGACAAUCAAGAUACCCCGCCGCCCGCGAUGUCCGACAAUUACUAUCAGUACGGAGCUAUUUCCACCUCGUCCACAGACAAUUUGAUGAGGCCGUCUAGCAAUUCAAUGCAGCCGAUCCAGUGCGAUAGGAAGCCAUACUUAAGUCCACCGCCACCUUCGAUCCCAUCGUCGCUACCAUCACCGCCAACUGCAAACACCCCCCACUCAUUUUACGAAUCAUCUGUAAAAUAUAGCAUGUAGAUGCGUUUUAUAAUGUAUCAUAGGAUAUACUUGAAAUUGUUACAGCAUUUUAGUCAAAAGCUCUAUUUUUUACUAUUACGUGGAGGAAAUAACUAUCACAUAUUUCUUGUACAGGAGAGAUGACAUGUUUUAAGAAAAUGUUGAACACUAAGCCGUGGUGGAAAGAGUAUACCAGAAUUUUUAAGUUGAUAACUAAGCAAUUUCAGCCUCAUAAAUUAUUUGGGUUUUAACUGUUCACGACAUUAAACUGGAGGAAAUAUAGCAGCUCGUAAUGUUUGAUUUUUUUGUCGGGCAACCUUUUAUAAGAAUUAUGAAAAUAAAUAAAUAAAUUGAAAUAUUAAGUGCCUAAGUAGAAAACGUUACUGCCUUGAAAAGUGCCAUAAACUAAGUACUUCUUUAGUUGAAUUAAAGACGACGUAAAUAGGUACCUAGUGUAUUUUUAUUAUUGUACAAAAUAUGUAGGCCAUUGACAUGUAAAUAUAUUUAUUUAAAAGUAGUCUAUAGAAUCGUAGUUAGGAUGUCUCUGUCGUUUGUAUGUGAGAGUAACUUUAAUAUUACAUUCUUAGUUUUCUGUAAAAUACGUAUCAAUAUUGUCAAGUUAAUCUCACAAACAAACGGCUGUCUUUUUAAUGUAUACUUUCGGGUUCAUACAGCUACCUAAACCAAAAAUGAAUGUAAAUAUUUUUUAGUUGUUUUAAUGUUCCGCCUAGUUUU